AUGUACCAUCAGAGAGACGAAGCCAAAGCAACAUCUCCUCCUUCCCAUCAAUCUCCUCCAACCAAGACUCCUCUCAAUUCAAAGCUUGCACUUCUCUCCAACAGUCCUUCGAGCAACAAUGAUCAUCCUGUGCUCUCGUCAAGAAAAGCCUGCAACACCCCUUUAAGAAUAUUCUCUUCGGAAAAGAACACUCCCAAUCAACAACAUCCACAACGUAAAGUGAACUUCCAAUCCCUCUCUUCAAAAUCACCUCCUUCCAAAGAGCUCGACUUGAAGAAAGCUCGAGCUCAAGCCUUAAUGGAAUCACCAAAAAGUCCUCGGAAACGAAAUGAAGCAAUUAUGAUCUCACCUCGAUUAAGGUCGGAACCCAUGAUGGGAUGUGAAUCAUGGGAAGUUGUUUCAAAACAAGAUCUCAGCCAACGAGAAUCAAUAGCCGCUGAACGAUUUUUACGAUAUUUACAAAAUAAUCAAGCCAUUUCAAUGGAACAUGCAAGAUUAGCAUUUUCCAGAGUAAACACUGAUGUUCUAUUAUCGGAGGAUGAAACAUCUUCGAUCAAAUUCAUUCGAUUGGAAGAGCUUGAAAAAUUAUUGAAGGACCUACCUCCACAAGACGAAAAGCAAUACAUUUUGGAAUGGUUAAAUGAUUUACCUGGUCAAGAAGAUGUCCAAAAAAUUACAAAGAAUGGAAUGGAGCAUGUUUUGGCAGAGACACAGGACCAAAAGAGUGGGACGCCCACAAUAGAGAGUCUCAAUCAUCAAAUGGAAAAUUUCAAAAACGUUUUCACUCAAGUGAGUGAAAAGAUAUUUAAAAAGUGGAUAUUAUCAAACCGAUUGGAGACAAUAGUUUCUCAUCUCAUGUUGGCCUAUAAGGAAAUGAAAGAUCAAAUUUUCUCUUAUCGGCCAGAAAUACUUGUACAAUAUAGUAUUGAGGAAUUAGUUAAAAUGGAAGUUGAAAAACAAUUAAGCAUGAAAACCUUAUCGAACAAUUCUAUGGUGCACAACCAUGACACCUCUCAACUUAAAAAAGACUAUGAACGUUUGAAUCACAAAAUAGAUGCUUGCAUUAAGGACCUUGUUAGUAAAAACGACCAAGCUCUUGAGCUCAUGAUGGAUAGGAUUCUACAAGAUUCGGAGGAGCAAUUCUCUUUUUUAACAUCAAGCAUUGGAAAUUUACAAAAAGAUAUUCUCAAACUUCAGCAUCAAAACAUUGCUUCCACUCUUCCUAUUUCACUGCCUUCGUUAAGCUCAGAAAAUCUUAAAAGCGACUCCAAAGAAGGCAGGCUGAUUGCAGAAGAUUUGAUUAAAAUGAAACAUGCUUUCGAAACCAAGCUUAAAGAAAUUUCUGGAAACAUGUUUGGUCAGUUAGAAAGCACUAGCAAUUUUUUGGAGCGAUGUAAUAAUAUUGAAAAAACUGUCGACAAGAAAUUCCGUGAAUUCAAAUCAAAAUCAGAGAAAGAAAUAAGUGGUGUGAACGACAGGAUAGAUUCCAUGAAAGCACUAAUUUCCGAGAAUGAUUCAAAAUAUUUGAAAGCGAUCGGGAGCCAAAGCUGGUCUGAGACACAAACAAACCCGCAGCACCAAUUUUCUUUUGAAACAAAAUUAGAGGAAACGAAAAAAUAUUUCGCCCACCAAAUCCUCCAACUCUCACAAAAUAUUGAUCAUCUACUCAAGAAUCAAGAUGACUCCGAGAAGAGUAUGCAAACAAUUGCAAAAUCAAAUAUUCAGUUAACUCAAGACAUUCACCUCCUUCACACAGAAAAUUAUAAGAGUCGCGAAUUACAAGAAAUUAAUGAGGAGAAAAUUUCAAAAAUUGAAAUUGAAAUUGAAUCACUCCGAAAUGUACUAGACAAAACACUCCAUGAAGGAAACUCUUCAAAGGACGUUAUGAAAAAUUUUGAACAUGAUCUAGAAAGUCACAGAGACACAAUGACCAAACUACAGUCAUCCAUUGAAAUAGCAUCAGAAAAACUCUCUAGUGUUCAACAAGAAAUUAAGACUGUAACUAAUCAUCAAGAAUCGCUAGAAUGCGCCGUGGAUAAUUUACGGCAAGACCUUGUAUCUAAUACCAAAGAUUUACAGCAACAUUUAAAAUACCAGCUUGAUACUAACAAAUACAUUGAAACAGCUCUCAUGAAUUUAGAGAACGUGAGAAAUGAAAACCGGAAUUCCAUACAAAAUAUAGAAAUCAAAUUUACAGAACGAGAUUCUCUAGUUGCGUGUAUUCAGAAAGACUUGGAAAUUAUGAGAGAGAAUGCAUUUAAUUUCAACCAGUCGCUAUUAUCUUUUAAAGAAGACUGUAAAAAUGAUAUAGAACAAAUGACAGCGAAUACGGACGAUAUUACAAAAUCCAUAACGGAAAUUAAAUCGUUCUUUACAGAAGAGUUGAACCAAAUCAGACAGAAAUUAGAAGAACACCAUAAUGAAUCGAACCAAUCUUUUCAAGAGAAGGAAGAUAAAAUUUCAGAGAUCCAAACAACAAUUCUUGAAAUGAAAUUGGAUCACGAAAACACAUUUUCAUGCCACAGCACUAAACUUGAGAUGUUAACGUCACUGAAGGAAGACAUUUCCUCAGUAAUCCAAAGACAACAAUUAUUCGAAACAGAGAUACGACAAUUGGCUGAAACCCUUUCAACGCAAAUGAAUCAGCUCCAAACUCACCAUAAGACCAUUAUUCAACCUAGCUUACAAGAAUAUCGUUUAACAUUUGACACGUUAGGAAUUUGGAGGGCAGGUAUUGAGGAAACAAUUGUGUUGUUGAAAAAGAAGUCACAAGAAAUGCAGAAUGGACACGAUCAAAUUGAAUCGGAAAUGCAUUCUUUGGAAAAAAUGGUAAAAGAUUUGGAUAAGAAAUACACAUCUCAAUUGAAUGACAUGAUUAAACAGGAAUUGAAUGAUUUAGAGAAACGCAUGAAUGAAUUGAAUACAAUAGUAACCUCAAAUGGGCUGAAACUCGAUCAAUAUGCUUUGACAUGUAAAAAAGAUAUUGACACACUUUCAAAGAGCAGCUCAACCAUCAUAGAUGCACUCCAUCAUUCUGAGCGAGGAUUAUUGGAUAAACUCUCUGUCACGAGUCAACACAUUGAAUCUAUUCAAAAUUGGAAAAGUAACAUUGAUAUUCUAACCCAGAACCUUCAACGCGAGGUUGACAAAGAAAAAGUAGCAACGGAACAAUUCUCGCAGGACAUGGCCAAACUUCAAGCAUGGAAACAAGAGACUGACGACAGCUUGUCUUUGUCUCGCCAACAAAUUAUGGAUUUACAGUCAAGCAAAGAACAGCUCGAAAAUUCACUUCAAGAAAAGUUGAAUAUUUCUGAGCAGAAACAGAUAACAAUUAUCAACGUAGCUCAUGAGGAAUUUAUACGGAUUGAAAGUAAGCUCAAUGAAGCGUUGGAGUCUAUAUCUACUUUACAAACGAACACAAAUAAUUUGGAAGAAAGUAUGCUCGAUAGAAUUGGAAUCGUGGACGCAAAAGCUGAAUCACUUCUGAACGAAUGGAAAGAGACCAAGCAGACUAUAGAUGAUGCAAUCAAAAAUGUGGAGCUCGAGAUUUCAGAAAAAAUCACUACCCUACAUAGCACUUUUGAAUCAAAAUUGGAAAAGAGUAAUAUUGAUCUGCUCACUGCUUCUGAAAGUAUUGUGACCAACGCACUUGAACAUGUGAAUACACGUAUUGCACAUUUACAAGAAUGGAAUACAAAAUUGGAAGAAUCCACUGCACAGCGUAUAUCAUCCAUACAUGAAACCAUGCUACAAACCCAUCAAUCCACCUUAGAAAAUUAUCUACACUCCACUGUUUCUCAACAAGUGGAUUCAUUCAACACGUGGAAAGUAAACGCAGAGCAGAAAAUGGCAGAUCUCUCACACUAUGUACAUGAUAGAAAGGAACAUGACGAUCGUAUGGACAAGACUGUGGAAUCACUGAAGACCAUGAUUCUCAAUAUGGAAACGUUGAAUGGCACCUCAGGAGUGCAAGAGAAAAUAAUGAACAUGGUGCAAAAUCAAGUGGCGUCUAUUCAUGACAAAUUUGAUGAAAAAUUCUCAAUUCAUGAAACUAGUAUUCAAGAAUUGAGAGAUGCGACCGAGCAAAUGAGAAAUCAGUUUACCUCCAUGAGUCAAACUGUAUCGAAUGUGGAACUGUCUCUCAAGCAACAACUAUUGACCAUGUUGGAAAAUGCAAAUUUGACAUGUGUCACGAGGGUCAAUACUAUGGAACAGACCUUACAAAAACGAGUAGAAACUCUUUCAACAAGUAUCGAUCAAAGAAUGGAUCAACACUUGAGAAAUACGGAGGCCAAAUUGAAUAUUUCCUCAACAUCCUUCCAAGAACUUGAAAAGAUGACUCAACAACUGUUCCAACUCGACCAUCAGUUACAACAAUUAACUCAACAUGUCGCAACUCUGGAGAGUCAAAAAAUCAAAGAAUUAGACGACAACAUUGUGGAUAUUUACAAGAAGAUUGUCAAGCUGUAUGGGCAAAUGGACAUGCAAGGGGAGUUGUCCAAGUUGAUGGAGAACAUUAUUGGAAUACAGGCUGUUUUGAGUGAAAGUCAUCGAAAUAUUAGAGACAUGUGUGAUCGAUCAUUGCACCAUAUGGAGACGCAUGCUGUUGAAUUGGUCACAGAUUUUUGCAACAUGAUAGACAAGAAAAGAGAAGCUGCUUAUUUGGCAACCUUUUCUACGUUGCCAUUGACAGGUGCUAGUGGGGUUUCCAAUCAAUCCACAACGUUCCAGUCAAUGAGUGGAGAGACAGUGUCCGAUAGGUCGGCCUCUGUACAAAAUAGUAGUAGUGGCGAAGCCAUUCCUCUCCAUCAUGACGACCAAGACGAUGUUGAUGCUGAAUAUUCUAGCAUGAUGCAACAAAUUCUGUUGUUGCAAUCAAUGGCUCAGAAUUUGUCAUCUCCACAACAACAAACCAACAAGCCUUAA
Molecule: messenger RNA, 4926 nt
Organism: Naegleria lovaniensis
Lineage: Eukaryota; Heterolobosea; Eutetramitea; Acrasida; Naegleriidae
Exons: 1
Coding region: 1-4926 (1641 amino acids)
Source: RefSeq, a predicted model, not a curated record